AUGUCGAGCAUACCAGACAAUAUCAAAGAGGCCCCUGGCUAUACGGUCGACUUAGACAGUCCCGAUAUCCAAAAGGCUGAGUUCAGUGACGAAGACCAACAUGAGGUUUUCAAAAGAGGGGAGAGUCAAGUCAACUUUCGCACCGUGAGCUGGAUCCGGGCAAGUAUGAUUUUUCUGAAAUUCAUCUUCGCAACUGGUGUUUUAUCCAUACCAUCUUUGAUGUAUGAACUGGGUGCCUUCCCCGGUGCCAUAAACGUUAUUGGCUGGACCCUUCUUAAUACGUACCUGGCCAUUGUACAAGGUAAUUUCCGUAAUGCUUACCCAGAAUGUCACUCAAUUGCCGAUAUGGCACAGAUUGUUGGUGGUCCGAUCUUAAAGGAGGUUGUUGGCGUGCUAUUCAUAGUCAGCUAUGUGAUGUGUGCUGCUUCUGGCAUUAUCACUGUCUCUACAGCUUUCAAUGCACUAUCGCUGCAUUCAAUUUGUACUGUUUGGUUUUCAUUCAUUGCUACUGUCAUCAUUACUGUUGCUGCUAGUAUACGGAAAUUCUCUCAUAUCGGCUGGCUUACGUGGGUCGGAUUCGCCAGCGUAUAUAUCGCCGUGUUUAUCGUCGUAAUCGGUGUAACAACAAGGGACCGUCCUGCUGCUGCACCUCAGACAGGAGAUUUCGACCUUGGAUACGUAGUAAUCGGAAACCCAAAUUUUACAGUCGGUAUCACGGCUGCUGCUACAAUCUUUGUAUCCAGUGCCGGAACAUCGGCAUUUUUGCCUGUCAUUUCAGAGAUGCGAAGACCUAAAGACUAUCCGAAAGCAGUUUAUCUCUGCAUGACAUUGGUGACAGCAUCAUACUUGACAUUCAGUCUAGUCAUCUACGCCUGGUGCGGCAAAUGGAUUGCAUCGCCGUCACUCGGCAGUGCAGGUACAAUGAUAAAGCGCAUUGGCUAUGGAAUUGGAUUACCAGGCCUUAUCGUUAGCGGAUGUCUUUAUGUGCAUGUCGCAGCCAAGUAUAUAUUCGUGCGGAUACUAAGAAACUCGCCCCAUUUCCAGGCAAAUACGUUAGUUCAUUGGGGUACUUGGCUCAGCUGCACUAUCGGAUCGGCUGCUAUUGCGUUUGUUCUGGCAAGCGCAAUUCCCAUUUUCAACUACAUCAUCGCUCUGUUAGGCAGUCUUUGCUUCGGGCCCCUGGCCAUCAUCCUUCCUGCUUGGCUUUGGCUGUACAGUCAUGCAGAUUACUGGAGAGGAAAUUUACUCCGCCAGACUUUCUAUGGAUUUCAUGUUUUCCUGGUUCUGCUGGGCAUUUUCUUGACAGUUGGUGGCACGUAUGGAGUGAUUGUAGAGAUCAAUGAGGCCUACGAAAAUGGCCUCAUUGCGUCAGCCUUCUCAUGUGCAGAUAACAGCGGGUCGUCAUGA
Messenger RNA from Penicillium taxi, 1407 nucleotides. Its product is annotated as putative neutral amino acid permease. Gene Ontology annotation, biological process: amino acid transmembrane transport. Bases 1 to 1407 code for a protein of 468 amino acids. The record is from RefSeq and is a predicted model, not a curated record. Gene Ontology annotation, molecular function: amino acid transmembrane transporter activity. The transcript is spliced from 3 exons. NCBI's taxonomy places the organism in Eukaryota, Fungi, Ascomycota, Eurotiomycetes, Eurotiales, Aspergillaceae. Gene Ontology annotation, cellular component: vacuolar membrane.